AUGGGGCCAAAACCUUCGAAACACAUAGAAUAUGAUAGAAAUGAUAUAAAAACUCAAGGAUAUAUAUCAAUCACGACUAAAGAAAAAGAAAAAAAGAAAUAUUUCAGGCUUUCCCACAAAUCUCUGAAAUAUUCAGAUGGCCAAAACAUUCCUUCUAAAAAUAAGUCAUCUUUAUUUAAUUUAAUGCCAUUUUUCUUUUCUCAGCCUAUUUUCUAAUAAUUUUUUAUGUCCUGGCCCUUUAAAUUAUCAUCCAAAUUUAAUUAAACUCUCUAUAAAGCUUUUUUCGAUAAAAACUUUAAAAUUCGGUUAGAAAACCCUGAUGAAGCUAUUUUAGUACUUGAGGUAAAAAACAUUAGAGGCCAAAUUCAACAGUGGCAAUUAAAAUUUGAAACAAAUGAUGAAUAUAUAAGCUGGGUAAGCUUGAUUAAGAAAGCAAAAAGACCAAUAUGAGAAGAUCCUAUUGAAAAUUUGGCUUGCAAACAAUGCAACGUAGAUUUUAGUGUCUCUAAUAGGCAGCAUCAUUGCAGAAAAUGUGGAAAGGUUUAUUGCUAUCUGCAUUCCUCAAAUAAAAUAGCUAUACCAGAGUUAGAAUAUAAUACGCCAGUUAGAGUAUGUGAUAAUUGCUUCAAGGAUUCAUAA
Blepharisma stoltei is the source of this 639-nucleotide messenger RNA. The record is from the annotation of a GenBank genome assembly. NCBI's taxonomy places the organism in Eukaryota, Ciliophora, Heterotrichea, Heterotrichida, Blepharismidae.